This is a messenger RNA of Stylophora pistillata, 3341 nucleotides long. Its product is annotated as beta-galactosidase-1-like protein 2. Gene Ontology annotation, molecular function: beta-galactosidase activity. The record is from RefSeq and is a predicted model, not a curated record. Lineage: Eukaryota; Metazoa; Cnidaria; Anthozoa; Scleractinia; Pocilloporidae. Gene Ontology annotation, biological process: carbohydrate metabolic process.
UCUCGAAAGUUUUUUCAAAGUCAGUUCCUAUAUUUGGACGAUCUGGAUCAUUGUGAUUUUUGCAUAUGCAUCGUUCAUAAUUCCAGGACAUUGACUCUGGUGAUUCUCGACGGUGUUAAAAAGACAGACAGCUGAUAUAAGUCCAUUCUCUCAAACACUUGCCUUCACCGGAACAAAUAUGUUUAACACGAGGACGAUUCAAUUUCGCAAAAGGCCCUUCCUUGCAAUAGCUGGGCUUUCAAUUUGUCUUAUUCUUUGGAUGGCACUUCGCUAUCACACAACCUUGCCUAUGGAAAAACGUGUAUUAACGACAGAGAGAGGUCAAUUCAUGCUGGAGGGAAAACCGUUUCGUAUUCUUAGUGGUUCGAUUCACUAUUUUAGAGUUGUACCAGAGUAUUGGAGGGAUCGACUUCUGAAGCUAAAAGCCAUGGGAUUGAACACGGUUGAAACUUACGUCCCAUGGAAUCGUCAUGAAGAAGUGAAAGGGCAAUUUAACUUCAAAGGAAUCUUGGAUGUGGUCAACUUUAUCAAUAUAGCCCAUUCACUUGGUUUAUAUGUGAUUGUUCGUCCUGGACCCUAUAUCUGCGCUGAAUGGGAUCUUGGAGGACUGCCCAGUUGGCUGUUACAUGAUCCCAAGAUGCAACUCAGAUCCAUGUACCCUCCAUAUCUCCAUGCUGUGCGAACAUAUUUUAAGAAACUUCUUCCAAAACUUGUCCCACUUCAGUAUUCUCAUGGUGGUCCAAUCAUAGCUUUCCAAGUAGAAAAUGAAUAUGGUAGCUUUGGUGAUACAGAUCUCAGCCCAGAUUAUAUGGCUUAUCUCAAGACACUUAUGGUUAAUGAAGGAAUCUCAGAGCUGUUGUUCACGUCAGAUGGUGUAUUCCAAAUGGAGCAAAAAUACUUUCCUGAGUUACCAGGAGUGUUGAAGACUGCAAACUUUCAGAGUAAUGAGACUACUUGUCUUAACAGACUCAAGAAACUUCAGCCUGAUAAACCAUUAAUGGUGGCAGAAUUCUGGCCAGGUUGGUUUGAUCAUUGGGGAGAACAACACCACAAGAUGGAAGCAGACAAGGUGGUCACCAGAGUAUCCAACAUACUCAAAAUGGGAGCUUCUAUCAACUUGUUCAUGUUUCAUGGUGGAACAAAUUUUGGCUUUAUGAAUGGUGCAAAUGCUGUCAAAAAUCAGUUCAAGUAUCAGCCAACUGUAACUUCUUAUGAUUACGAUGCUCCACUAUCAGAAGCUGGUGACAUCACUGAGAAGUUUCAUGCAUUGAGAAAAGUUUUUAAGAAGUACAAUCCACCACAAGAUGACAAACAAGAUUUUUUAGUGUCACUGGGUGACCACCAAACAAGAGCAACAUAUGAGGAUGUAGAGAUGCAGCAUUUCCUGCAACUUGGAGAACUGAUCCACUUAUUUGAACCAGUCGAAACUGAGAAUGUUAUGUCUAUGGAAGGGCUUCCAAUUAACAACAAUGGUGGACAAGGUUAUGGUUUCAUUCUGUACCAAAAAGAACUUGAAAGUGUUCCAGAAGAAAUCAUCAUCCAAAACGUCAGCGACCGAGCACAGGUUUUUCUUGAUUUCCAGCUGGUCUAUACCAUUGACGCCAUGAAACGAGAAGGGAAAGUAGUAUACAUCGAUGAAAAACAGCUUUGGAAAGUGUCAAUAAAAACGAACCUGGAACAACUACGUCGACAGAAGAUGUUCAGUAGUACAAGUCGGGUCUUCUUUUGUGCUUUUGUCGAUUUUGUUUUUUCAGGCAUACUCGGUGAUAUCCUAGUGGAUGGCAAAAAGCAAACGGGCUGGAAAACUUACCCAAUGGACUUCAAGGAAGGCUUUUUCGACAAAUUAAUCACACGGUCAGAAUGGAGGAAAAUAAAAGAAGGAGAAUUGCCAACCAUUCCUUCUCUAUACCGUGGUACGUUUGGGGUAACGGAUGAGCCCAAGGACACCUUCUUGUACAUGAAAAGUUGGACCAAAGGCGUGUGUUUUGUUAAUGGCUACAAUCUGGGAAGGUACUGGAAUAUUGGGCCACAGGAGACGUUAUAUAUACCAGCUCCAUGGCUACGCAAAGGGGAAAACGAGCUGCUGAUUUUUGAACUAGAGAAGUACGAAGUUCCUGACGUAGCAUUUGUGACAGAGCCAAAGAACAAAGGAAAACCUCUUUUAGUGCUAUAAUAAGAUCAUCCGAAGCAUAUUAAACUGAAGACAGGGCAACCUCAUUCCCAGGUUCCUCAAUAAAAUACUCUCUCGAGGGAGGAGGGGAAGGAACCCUGGGAACGGGGUUGGAAACAGGGUUGCGGUGGAAUGACUUGGCACAAAAUCCUUCAAAAACUACCACUAAGUGUCGAAGCUGCUGAGAGAAUCAACAAGCAAGUUCGUCCGUCUCUUUUUAAAGUGGAGUGUUGAUAUUUAUCUCUUCACCACCGGUGUGGGGCUAGUCUGAAAUACGACUCGUAUAUAAAGCAGAUUUUUUAAACAAGAAGAGCACAGAAUAAUUCGAGGUAGACAAAAUAAUUCACGUUUUAGGGAUUACUACUAUUCAGGAUUUAAAUUUAUUUUGGAAUUUUCUUAGCAGAUCUGCGGAACGGCGGCAAGACAUUUUGAAGAUAUAGAGGGCGUGUCAACAGAAUACAUUAACUGAAAAAUAAGAAAAUUUUAUGGGAGGAAUAAAAGUUAAGUCUAUAUUUUGAAAACAAAAUGUAGUAGUUGAAAUAACAUCAGUAGCAGCAGAGAUGAAAGUUAUUUACUUAGAUUACCUUGGUACAUAUAAGAAAAAGUACUGCAUUUAUGGCCCUUGACAACGUCAUGGAAUUAAAUUGUUCCUUACAAAUUCGAAUCAAAUUUGAUAAGAAUAUCCACAUAAUAUAACGUUAAUUCUUGUCGUUGGCCCAUUGUAACGCUUUUGCAAUCAUUUAAUUGCCAUUGAUUUAUUUCUUCCCUUUUCGAAAUUAUAGUGGUGGAAUACUUUUAAGAGAGGUCCUUUACGUAAAGCAAUUUCUCAAAUGUAAAUAAUUUGUAAACGCUUAAGCAGCGCAAGAGCUUUCAAAAAUUCGAUUUAAAGUGAAUUGAGGUGGAAUUAGAAUCUCCCGUUUUUGUGGCGGAAGAAAAGCAAAAAUAACCAUCGUAAAAAGAUAAAAGGAACCAAGAGUACCAUGAGUGUGGAAAUGGCGAAGUGUGUUCUUUGUCCUAGGUUCUUCCAUGGCUUUCACCAACAUCGACAUCAGAACAUUGUUCGUUAUACCGCCGUUUUGUCGUAUUAAGUCUCUUAUAUAUAUUAUAGUAUAUAGUAGUCUUUAUUUCCUCACAAGAUAAAAAAUACAUAUCUUAUGUUAUAAUAUUUGAG